AUGAGCGCCGGCAACCAGCAGCCUGGCGGCUCACUCGUCGACCGGCGCUACUGCCGGUCUCGCUGGGAGUCGGUGUACGCCCUUUUCGGCCUGCGCGGCCGUGGCUCGUCUUCGUCUACGGUCGUCGCAAACGAAAUCCCCCCUGCAAACGACAGUCGCCCGCUGACCAACACAACUUCCCUGUCGGCUGUGCGGGCGUCUACCCAGUCAGCCUCCAGCAGACUGGAGCUGCUUGCAGCGCCUCGAAACUCCGCCCCGCGGAGGCGGAUGAUAAACAUGCUCCCCCGUGGCAGAGCGGCGGAAGCACCUGGAGAGCUCUGCCCCCCCAGCGAACGCCCCGCGGGCGGACUGCGGCGAGCGUCGACGAACUCGCGGGUCCUGGCGGCUCUGGCGUCCGCCCCUGACGCGCUGCACACGCCGCCCUCGCCCCCCGCCUGUCCUCGCCAGCCGUCCCUGUCUGCGCGUCCUGCGCCUGCAGCCGAUGCGCGGCCUCUGCUCAUCUUGCGCAGCGACGCUGCGCCGCUCAACAGACCAGCCGCCGUCGCGUCAGCCGGCAGUGCCCUGGGGUGGCAGAGCUCAACGGGCGCUCCCGCCCGCCCUUCAGAACCUGCCUCGGGGCCUAGUGGCGGCUGGACGGGGAGCGGGGGGGCGAGGCCCUGCAGACCGCGCCUUCGAGCCGCCGACCGAAUCGGCGAAGCCGCGUGCGGGCGUUCUUCGCCUUUGCGGCGCGGCGCAGACGCCUCCGCGCGAGACGGGCGUCCUCGACGCCUGCAAGUCUCUCCGACGACAGAUCCGCCGCCUCUCAGGCCCCAGUGCCGGGCGCCGAAGGCCCGUCAGCCAGCAGAGAGGGCGCAAACGGGGACGGCGCGCCAGGGACUGGAGCCUGGCAAGCCGCCGCGGCGCCGCACGACACGCUGCGCCACCGACCGCGUUCAGGCGAAGCUCAAAUCGUCUGCCCUGUCUGGGUUUACCCGCGUCGUCUUUCUGUAUGUUUCGCUGCGCUCAUUCUGCAGUGCAAAUCCAUUCGCGGGAAGCGUCACGGCGCGCCAAGUCCUCGUCCACAUUGAUGGAUGUUUGGUCGCCGAGCAGCUCCGCGUGCAGUUGGAGCCUCAGCACUGGGAUCGUCUGCACAGCUUGAUCGGCUGUUGGAACGAUCGGUUUGGGCGCGUCGAGAGCGGUUUGAUUACUUUUGACCCGCCUGCGUCUGCGUCGCAUCGGCGUCCUCCAGCGGCGCUGACGUCGCUGCGGUCGCUCUUCCGAGACGAUGGGGACAGCCCACCGUCAUCUUUGUCGCCCGCCGCCCGCGAGCGCAGGAGGACUGUUCUGACCUGUCGACCCGAGCCGCCGCAGAGCGUUUCGGAGCUUCCGCCCCUCUCCUCCAGCGGCGUUGAAGACGAUGUGGUCGAAGCGCCUGGACCUGGUCUCGAGACGCCGUCGCCUCCGCUUUCGUGUCUUUCGCUGACGCCGACGCCGCCGCGCUACGUGCUGGAGCGCCGCCAGCAGCUCGUGAGGCAGCUGCGGCAGAUCGAACUGCACACGACGCCUGCGCAUCGUCUCUUCCUCCAGCGGACGCGGGCGCACCUCGAGGUACCGACACGGUACUUCCCCGGCGCCGUGCCGCACCGCCACCGCAGCCCAGCUCGUCCGCCGGUCGGGCUGAGUGCGGAAGUGCCUGUGGCGCGUCGUCGAUACCCCGUCGACGACAGCGACGACCUCGUCGCGGCGCGCCUCGAGGGGGUGGUGGAGGCAGAUGCUGGGCUCUGGCCUGACGAGGCAGCCGUUCGAGGACCAGGCGGCGCGGGAGGCGGCUUCGUCGCGUUCGGGAGCCUGUUGCCGAACUUGGAGGGGGCGGCAGGGCGCAGAUGGACGCGGAGCGGCUUGGCGCCGCCAUGGGGCGGCGAUGCGGACUUGAGCGACGGUUCCCUCAUGGGCACAGAUCGAAUCUCGUUUCAGUCUGAAACGAGCCCGACGACCGCGCCGUCGUCGGUCCCGGCGUCCGCAAGUGAAAACUGGAGCGGCGACGCCAACCUGGACGCGCUCAGCGGCUCCCGGCUCUUCGGGGGUGGCGCGCAAGGCGACGCUCGCGGGGCGAGCGGGUGGGCGCACACCACCUCGAGCUCCGAGGCAGAUCCGCCAGGCUCGCAAGCGCGGUCGCCGCCGGCGGGGGCAGCCGAAGAAGCCAGAGACAGCGGCCGGGCCCCUGGCUCGUCUUCCCGCCUGCGGGCGAGCCUGGACAGCGUCCGCCGCAGACUGCACGGCAGCCACGGGAGUGCGGCUGGGCUCGGCGAACCGGGAGCUUCGCCGCCUGACGCUGGCGAAGCGAGCGGCGGGGCGAGCGGCCGUCGUGAUCGGUCGCCGAGCGGCACGACCGCGGGCGACAGCCCAGCAGGACUGGGCUCCUCUGCGGAGGGGGAGCUCCGCGACCCCUCCAGCAGUGCCUUCGACAGAGCAGAGUCAGGUGGCGGCGGGGCGACGAGCAGCGCCCUCGAGGUGUGCUCAGCGCCAGGGGGCGAGACCCCAGGGACGCCACCGUCGGGACCGCCACGCAGCCCCGUGCCGCCCGAGGCUCUGGGCUUGUCGGGCUCUGCGCGUCAAGAGACAAAGGGGGCGGCGACGCAGGAGGGAGACCCGGAGCCUGAGAGCGACGGGGCACCGCGGCGACGACGCCCCGCGGGAAGGCGAGGCCGCGGCUUCGACUCACCGGGCAGCGAACCUGAGGCAGCGUCGGAAGCCUCGUCGGCGCGCCGGCCUGACCAGGGGGAAGUGGGUGGACGCGAAGCAGGUCAGGGCGCCGAAGCGCCCCCUGCGGGUCUCGCGCGGGCCUGGCGGCAAAUUAGUCGCCCUAUCGACCCGAGGCCACUCGACCCAAACCUGCUGCUCGACUCGCUGGUGCAACUGACGCGUGGGGAGCGGGCUGGGAGUGAAGAGUCCCUCGCCAGAAGAGCGUACAGAAAAUUCGGCCAGGCGAACUGCGACCAGUUUGUGGAGCUGGCGAGCUUUCCUUUCAACGUCAAAAAAGACUGGUUCUACGCACAGCUGAGCAGCAUGAGGGUCCACUUCGCGCAUUCCUGGGUUGUGAUAGAUGUCCGUCGACACGAGCUCUUAGAAGCGGCGUUCGAGCGGAUGCAGUCCCUGUCGCCGCACGACUUCCACAAGGAGUUCAAAUUCCAGUUUCAGGGCGAGUGCGCGGCCGACGCAGGAGGCCCGACGCGCGAGUUCUUCACUCUUAUCUCACAGAAGAUUUUGGACGCGAACGUGGGGCUCUUCAAGCAGUGCGAGGUCGACGAGAUCACUUAUCAAAUCAACCCGCUCUCUGGGAUAAACGAAGGGCAUCUCGACUUCUUCCGCUUCGUCGGGUGUGUCCUCGGCAAGGCGGUCUUUGACAGGCAGAUUCUCGCGGCUCCCUUGUGCCGACCUCUUCUGAAACAGCUGCUGCUCCAGUCUCUCGAGGUUCAAGAUCUAGCGCAGAUGGACAUCCAGCUGCAUCGCUCUCUGCAGUGGCUGCGGCGACAUCCAAUCGAGGAGACAGUUGAGACGACUUUUGUGGCGGUCGAGGACUACUUCGGGACAUCUCAGGAAGUUCCUCUGAAAGAGGGUGGCGAGCGGGAACGCGUGACCGACGCGAACAAAGACGAAUACGUCUACCUGAUGGCGAAACGCAAGAUGGUCGAUAGCGUUCGCCUACAGCUUCAGGCUCUUCAGCAGGGGUUUUGGAGCGUCGUUCCGCUUCCCCUUCUUCGGGUCUUCGACGAGCGUGAAUUCGACCUCAUUUUGAAUGGCCGGCCUUACGUCGAUGUCGAAGACUGGAAGCGACACACGCAGUACGUUGGCGAGUUCCACGACAGCCACCCCGUCGUUCGCUGGUUCUGGGACAUCGUCGCAAACACAUUCAACGACGACGAACGCGGGCGCCUUCUGCAGUUUUGCACAGGCACCAGCCGAGUGCCGUCUGAAGGCUUUCGAGUUCUGGAGAGCAACCGCGGGCAGCUGGCUCGAUUCACCUUGCAGCCCAUUGAGCGCGGAGGCGAGAGCUGUCCAGCGCCGCUGCCGCGCGCUCACACGUGCUUUAAUAGGCUGGACUUGCCCAAGUAUCAUUCCCGGGACGAGCUGCUGCACUACAUGGAGAUCGCGAUUCAGAUCGACCAUCUCACGGGGUUUGGUGUUGAUGAAUGA
This is a messenger RNA of Besnoitia besnoiti, 4173 nucleotides long. RefSeq lists its product as uncharacterized. The coding region runs from base 1 to 4173 and encodes 1390 amino acids. The record is from RefSeq and is a predicted model, not a curated record. The transcript is spliced from 16 exons. Gene Ontology annotation, molecular function: ubiquitin-protein transferase activity. NCBI's taxonomy places the organism in Eukaryota, Apicomplexa, Conoidasida, Eucoccidiorida, Sarcocystidae.